AUGAAUAAACAUAUAAUUUAUAUUGAGUCGCUACCAACACCUUUUUUGCAGAUUUUAGGAGUGACAAUGGAACAAAACCCCGAGUUUGAGGUUGUCAUGAAGAGUCUAAUUAGAGGCUGGAGAGGUUAUGGAUAUAAUAGCGGAGUUGUUUUAAUGGACUUAGCUAAAUUACGUUCAGCAGCACAGAACCAUUUAUGGAUGAGUGCUAUUAAAUUUGUUAUGAAGGCAACGCGUUAUUUGUCAGCUGGGGAACAAGGUGUUAUAAAUUUAAUCAUGUUUAGAAACAAUGAGACAUUUUACAAAAUACCAUGUGAAUGGAACAUACAACUCAGUUCAGGUGUUGAUGUACACAGAUGUCCAGUUAGUUGGUUAGCUGAAAAUUCUCUAUUAAACAACAGGGAUUUAAUGUAUGGGAAACAACCUAAAAUUGUGUACUUAAACCAUCAAGUAAAACCGGAAUAUCUGGACUUGGAAAAUAUAUUAAAUGUUGAUACUAAUGUAUCACUUACGACUUAUAAUGCUAACUUACUCUACAUGGUGUAUCUUAAAGAAUAUUUUAAAUAUCGACAUACCAGUCAAAAAUGUUUCUAUUAA
Messenger RNA from Schistosoma intercalatum, 594 nucleotides. NCBI's taxonomy places the organism in Eukaryota, Metazoa, Platyhelminthes, Trematoda, Strigeidida, Schistosomatidae. The record is from the annotation of a GenBank genome assembly.